Molecule: messenger RNA, 1240 nt
Organism: Gryllus bimaculatus (two-spotted cricket)
Lineage: Eukaryota; Metazoa; Arthropoda; Insecta; Orthoptera; Gryllidae
Source: the annotation of a GenBank genome assembly
AUGGUGGUUACUAUUAUUACACAUUACUUUGUGGAUAGUACGAUGUCAAAGAUUGAUGAAUUGAGGAGCCCCGCCGGGUCGCCGUGGUCGCGCCUGUCGCUGCUGCUGUCGGCGCCCGACGGCGAGCGCACGUGGCGCUGGUCUUACGUGCCGCUCACCGAGCAGUCGCCCCCCGCCCCGCGGCCCCGCGCCGCCUCGCCGGCUUCCGUGGGGGCAGUAGGGCCUUCUGGCCUUGCCCCGCGCCCUCCGCCAAGGCGAUAUCUUCUUCGAGAUGGAUUCGGCAGCUUUUUGUGAUGUUUUACGCCGUAACUUGACAUCUGUUGAUACCUGUGCAGAUCGUUGUGCUGUGUAAUGUUUUCCGUGAUGUUCACGUACAGUUACAUCUCGACAGUGACAUGUCGAUGUCAUAUUCGUGUAAGUUUGUUUUGUGUUUCAGUACCGUCCAUUGUGGUGUCAAGUGCACAUGUACUGUGAAAUUUACAGCUUACUGCCGACAACUCAAAUAAGAGACGGUGCCUUAUGUUCAGCAAAUGAUAUUCAAAAAGACCACAGGACAGUGUUUCAAGUGAUUUAUCGAUGUGUGUGUGUGUGUGUUGUGUGUCGAGCGAAGUGGCUCAGAACGUAGCAUCCGGGAGACCGGGACGAACCCUGCCAUCCUGGCCUGUUUCCUUGGUCAUCCACGGAAGUGCUGAGAUGGUUCUACUGAAACACCACGACUGCAAAACCGGCUAGUCGCUAGUCGAAUUCCUUAACUACGAGUGUGUGAAGUCAAGAAGAUUAAGCGAAUUCUACACAUCGUGGUCACCUGUUUGAGGGACGGACAAAGGACUGCGGGAUUCAACGGCACCGAGGCCAAUUGCCCUUUACGGGACAUUAGUGGCUAAAAACAAAUGUGUUAUGUUCCGCUCAUUGUACUUUUGUGUCCGCCCCAACAAUCGAUGUGCUCGCUGUGUUUGUGCUCGAACGUUCAAAUGUGGUCGGCGAACAGAUAUCAAUGUUUCCGAACACACGUUUCCAUAAGCGAACGAGUUAAUCUGUGUUACCUGAAAAUGCUUUGUUACAGUUCGGGAGCGAACGAAAUCCAGCAGACAGAGUGAGAUCUCUGAUUGGUUACAACCAUCAACAUCCUCCAGCAGAGAUGAGCUCCUUAACACGACUUGAACCUCUUCAGGAGGAAUCUCUCAAAAUCUGAAUUUUAUCUACCUUUGUACAGUUAUUUUUAAUAUAUUAGUUACGUAUU